AUGGGGAACCAGGACGGGAAGCUGAAAAAGGCUGGAGGAGAUGGGCAGGAAUGCGUGGAGGAUGCUAGGCCCAAGGAUGCUGAUGGCACAAAGAAAGUGUCGGGGGGCAAGAAAACGCAUGCAAAACACGGCAAGGGAAGUGACAGCAGCAGGAAGAAAAAAUCCGAGUCUUCCCGAUCGGUGUUCUCCAUUAGGAAGAGGAAACCGCUGUCACGGGGCAAAAAUGGCACCAGCGGGUCCAAAGACGAUGUGUUGGAAAACCAAGUGCUGCAAACAGAAGAAUUGGACAGCAUCCACUCGGUUACAAAGACUCCAGAUAUAAGCCUUUCAGCUGAUGAAGGGGGCCUGACGGACACAGAAGCUGAGCAUUUAGACAUCACCAAUGACAGCCUCCCAGCUGCUUCGGAGCUCCAGGAUGGACAAAGGGUUAGUUCUGGAUCAGACACAGAUAUUUACAGCUUUCAUUCAGCCGCAGAACACGAGGAUUUGCUCUCCGAUAUUCAGCAUGCCAUUAAGCUGCAGCAGGGUUCAAUUAGUGCAGCUGCUGACAAACUGCAAACACGAGAGAAAAAAACCGAGAGUCUCCUCCCACAAACGGAGGAAUUUGUCGCCCUGACAGGGAUCGAUAACAAAGAAAGUGUUCCAGAUGUGGCGCACAUCUCUCCGGUGACUGACAAGGUAGGAAACCUUGCCUCUCUUGAAGGCCAGCAUGAGCAGGUUGAGAUGCGGGCUAAAACUGUGGAAACCUACAGCACGUUAACCAGUGAAAAUGCAGAGCAUCGACUGGCUGCGGUAACAGAGAGGCAUGUUUCCAUAGAAACCGCUGCUGAACACAGCCCAAAGGUGGGCUUAGGUCCCGAGUGUGAUUUGUCAUUCACGCAAAAUGGAUUUGGCUUUUCUCCAGUUCAAUUAACUCCUGAAGAGGUCUGCCUCUGUGAUGAAGCUUCUUUAACUUGCAGUGAAGCUGAACAAAACUGCUUUGGGGAGAAGGUCGCUGACUACAGUGUGGAAAAUGUGCUGGCAUGUGACCACACCGGCUAUGAUUCUGAAGUGUUUCUUGAUGCAACUGGCUCUGCAAUUAAGGAUAGUGCCCACUAUGUUAAUGCACGCAAAUUAGAAUCUCCUGCGAGUACCCUCCGAUCACACAGACCUUUCCCUGUAGCAGCAUCAACAUUGGUCAGGCCAUAUCCUCCAGUUAAUGCCAUCUUUGUCAGGACGACGACCAGGCAGCUGAGCUCUCCAAGUAACUCCCCCUCCGUCUCACCGUCACAGAGCCCCCUGUUUCGGAGGCGACGACGUACAGCUGACCACAAGCGAGGCAAAGGACAAUCCAGACAACAGAAAUUCCCGAGUGGGAAGGGUUCACUCAGUCGGUCAGCCGAUUGGACAGAGGAAGUGAAAUGGCCAAAGGGAGGCAGUAUAAAGAAGGCAGGGUCUGUGGAUACUUUGCAACAGUCGGAAUCUCCAGAAAUUCUACCCCUGGGACCUAUAAAAAGACCUUCACUGUCUGACAGCUACCCUGAGAUCUUCACUGGGAGAACCUUACUGGAGAAGCUUUUUGGACAGCAGGAAAAGGCACAGCUUUCAGGCGAGCAUGAGGAAGCUGAGAAACUUUGCUCUCGUAUUCUGGCCAUGGGUUUGCUACUUCCAUUUGGGGACUGCUUCAGAGAACAAUUUUGUGGAGAAGCGCCACAAACCACCACCAAGUUUGAUCAAGACAAGCUGUACACGUGGGCAGCGGUCAGCCAACCAACCCAGUCCCAUGACCACGUGGAAGGUCGUAUCCCUGGGAGAAUUCAGGCUGUGUGGCCACCAGCCAAACCCUGGACAGAAGGAAAGCUGAAGCCUGUGGAAUCGGAGAGCCGCGAUGCUGUUCUGAGUUUGAAGAGGAUACAGAAAGAGGAGCUACACACAUUACAAAAAGAUAAUGAAGAAAAACCACCAGAGUUGAAGGAAGAGCAGGUUGCCGUCAUCCAGAAACUUGAGCAAACAAUUGAACAGCUAAGGACCAAAAUAGCUGAACUGGAGAAGCAUUCUGCCCUAUUAGACCAAGAGAGGACUGUAAAGGACCACGGAUCUGGUAGUGAGGAUAUAAUCUCAAAAGCUGCUUCUGAUGUUCAUCUGCAAACAGAUGCGCAGACUUUUCUUAACAGUUUACAGACUUCUUGUGUGGAUGCUAAAUCUAUACAGACUUCCCCUACACAGGAAUAUACAGCUGAUCAAGUGCCUUUAUUUGAUAGACAGUCGUCACAACCUCCACUUCCAAGUUGCAGGGUUUCUUUGUCUCAGGAUCAUUCUGUAUCUGCAGCUUCAUCACAGCCAAAAACUCCAACGCAUCCAUAUAGUACUUUAUCACAAAAGUUGACAGCUCACUCAAGUGAAGUAUCCCUUUCUGUGUCUACGACAUCGGAUCAAAACAUACAAGAAUUUUCACCAGAAUUUUUAUCCAAUCAAGGCUCUUUGUCUCUGGCUGACAGUGAAGCUCUCCCUCUACCAUCUGCUGACAUCACGCAUCUGCCCGUAUUGUCCAGUUGUGAGCUUCCACCUCCACCACCUCCUUUGCCUGGCACACUGCUCCCUCCUCCCCCACCUCCUCCACCUCUGCCUGGCUCUGUAUUCCCAACGCCGCCAGCUCCUCCACCCCCUCCUCCUCUGCCUGGCUCUGUGCUUCCCACUCUGCCUCCCCCUCCCCCUCUGCCUGGCUCUGUGUUACCCAUACCCCCUCCUCCUCCCCCUCUGCCUGGCUCUGCGUUACCCAUACCCCCUCCUCCUCCCCCUCUGCCUGGCUCUGCAUUACCCAUACCCCCUCCCCCUCCCCCUCUGCCUGGCUCUGUGUUACCCAUACCCCCUCCUCCUCCCCCUCUGCCUGGCUCUGUGUUACCCAUACCCCCUCCUCCUCCCCCUCUGCCUGGCUCUGCGUUACCCAUACCCCCUCCCCCUCCCCCUCUGCCUGGCUCUGCGUUACCCAUACCCCCUCCCCCUCCCCCUCUGCCUGGCUCUGUGUUACCCAUACCCCCUCCCCCUCCCCCUCUGCCUGGCUCUGCGUUACCCAUACCACCUCCCCCUCCCCCUCUGCCUGGCUCUGCGUUACCCACCCCGCCUCCCCCACCUCCUCUGCCCGGCUGUGGUUUCCUUCCACCACCUCUUCCAGCGGGAAUUUUUGGAUUGGGAAUGACUAAAGACAAAUUACCGAGGAAAGUUGCAGUUGAUCCAUCCCGUCCAAUGAAACCUCUCUAUUGGUCAAGAAUUCAGCUAAGUAACAAAAGGGAAACAGAAACAUUGCCUAUCUGGGCAGCACUGGAAGAACCCUCCAUUAAUAUCCAGGAACUGGAAAAUUACUUUUCGAAAUCAGCUGUCAAGGAGAGGAAAAAGCCAAUUUUAGAUACCUACAGCAAAACAAAAACUAAACAGGUUGUGAAACUUCUGAACAACAAGAGGUCGCAAGCUGUUGGAAUUCUAAUGUCAAGUCUUCACUUGGAGAUGAAAGACAUCCAGCACGCUGUUCUGAACUUGGACAAUUCUGUGGUUGACCUGGAGACCCUUCAAGCCUUGUAUGAGAAUAGAGCACAGCAAGAAGAGUUGGAGAAAAUUGAAAAGCAGAUGCAAAAGUCAUCCAAAGACAAUGCCAAGCCCUUGGACAAGCCUGAGCAGUUCCUCUAUGAGUUGGCUCAAAUUGUCAAUUUCUCCGAACGAGUGUUUUGCAUCCUUUUCCAGUCCACUUUCUUGGAGAAUAUUGCUGCUAUCAACCGUAAGCUUGAAAUAAUGGACACAUUGUGCAAGACACUCCAAACAAGUGCCAGUGUAAAACAGGUGUUGGGUCUAAUUCUUGCUUUUGGAAACUACAUGAAUGGCGGGAACAGAAGUCGCGGCCAGGCAGACGGCUUUGGUCUAGAGAUCCUUCCCAAGCUUCGAGAUGUUAAGAGCAGUGAUAACAGCAUUAACCUCCUGUUCUAUCUGGUUUCCUAUUAUUUGCGUAAUUUUGACAAGGAUGCAGGUACAGAACAAAGUAUCUUCCCUAUGCCAGAACCACAGGACUUAUUUCAAGCUUCCCAGAUGAAGUUUGAAGAUUUUGAGAAGGACCUUCGUAAACUAAAGAAGGACUUGAAAGCUUGUGAGACAGAAAUGGGAAAAGUCUGCCGCCUUUCACCAGAAGAGCAUCUACAGCCUUUUAAAGACAAAAUGGAAGAAUUCAUUAAUCAAGCAAAGAUUGAUCAAGAGUCUAAGGAAGCUUUCUUGUCUAGAACUCACAAAAGCUUCUUGGAAACAGCAGCAUAUUUCAGCAUGAAGCCAAAGUCCGGAGAUAAAGAAGUCACUCCAAAUCAUUUAUUUACCCUGUGGUAUGAGUUUUGUUCAGACUUCAAAGAGUAUUGGAGAAAGGAAAGCAAAGUUAUCCUUAAGGAAAAGAUCAAAGAGGCAGAAGCACAUAUACAUAAUCAAAAGAAAGAAAGGUCUUACUCUGUCAAGGAAAAAGUCAAAACUGGGAUGAAAGCAAAAGUGACUAUGAAAGACAAACGUGUAAAUGAAUCUUAUCCUUAGGAAUUGAAGAGUACAUACAUAACACCUUUUCCCUCAACCUUUAUGUUUGUACCCAUGUAAUGGCACAUUAUCACACCUUUUUGUGCCCAUUCCAUAGAGGAGAUGUUAAAGCUAACUACUUGAUUGAUGAUGUUCAGCCAUAUGAUUGUACUACUCUUUAUAUCUGCUAUAUGAGGGCAUUGCAUUCAUUGACUGCAUGCUCAUUAGACAAACAACAUCUUCUGGAAAGUAUUUUGUAGCAAACUUUGGACCUGAAGGGAUGCUGGAUAUUUUGGGUUUUUAGUCAAUAGCUAAUGAACUGAUGAUUUGUUGAGGAGAGCAACACAAUCAGCAAUUGGACAUGUUUAAUCCUUCCAGUGGCACUGUGUAUGUUACAUUAAAUAUAUAUAUAUAUAUAUAUAUAUAAAUAAUAUAUAUAUAUUCCAGAACAGAAUUAAUUAACUAAAUGAUUUGGACAAAUUCUAGAUUUUUGUCCAAUGGAUAAACAUUAACAACGCAUGAGAAAUAGAACAGUUAUUUUCUUAAAUAUUACUUUCUAACCUCUGUGACUUGCUAUACUUGACAAGGUAUGAGCAUGGGCAAAUUUUAUCUUCAAGAAAUUAAUCAACCCAGUUAAAACUUACAAGUAUUUUUGAUUUGGUUAGGAUGAGCUAGUAUUGCUGCGAGGGAGAUUACAGUUUGCCCAUAGUGGACACUUCCCAGCGUUAAGGUGGAGCUUUGUCUGAUGGGGAUGGUUGUGGCACUGAAAUGCACUGCUGUUCAGCUUUUACUAGGAUUACAUUCUAAAGCUAUUAUAAUAAACACUUAUCUGUACACCUCAUAGUUUUUUGUGUUUUAAAUGUAAAUUUGGUGUCUUACUGCUGUUCAUAAGACAACAUAUUAAAUUAUUUAAACGUAGGUAUAUAACA
Carcharodon carcharias (great white shark) is the source of this 5444-nucleotide messenger RNA. RefSeq names its product formin 2b (gene fmn2b). The transcript has 19 exons. Gene Ontology annotation, cellular component: nucleus; endoplasmic reticulum membrane; cytoplasm. The record is from RefSeq and is a predicted model, not a curated record. NCBI's taxonomy places the organism in Eukaryota, Metazoa, Chordata, Chondrichthyes, Lamniformes, Lamnidae. Bases 1 to 4536 code for a protein of 1511 amino acids. Gene Ontology annotation, biological process: intracellular transport.